Saccostrea echinata is the source of this 653-nucleotide messenger RNA. RefSeq lists its product as uncharacterized. Bases 10 to 363 code for a protein of 117 amino acids. The record is from RefSeq and is a predicted model, not a curated record. The transcript is spliced from 4 exons. Lineage: Eukaryota; Metazoa; Mollusca; Bivalvia; Ostreida; Ostreidae.
CAUCUGAAUAUGCAGGAACAAACGCAAGUUACUCCAUGCUUGUAUGAUGAAAUUUCAGGGAAAACUGCGAGGAAGAAAAAAGUAAAGACGUCGAAAAAAGCUAAGAAAUCAAUUAAGAUCCAAAGUGAAGCCUCGGUUUCGGUUCUUUCUACUAAAGACGAAUACGUUUCCAUAAAAAGAAAAAAGUCAGCAACACUUUUGAAAGCGCCUGAGGCAUAUUCAAACUUGAGAAAAGAGUCUGUUGGGCCAGGUUUUUAUGAAGAAAUUUCUAUUACUGAAAACGAUGGAGAGCAAGCUAACUUCAUAGUUGAGGGUACGUAUGCAAAUACUACCCUCGUUCGUCCAGUGUCCAAGAGAAGUUGAUCCAUGGAGUAAAUCAACGGAAAAGAAUCAUUUGGUGUUUGAAUAAACUAUAUUGUUACAGUGAAAUAGUUUAGCUAUUUUUUUCUUUUCCAAGGUUUCUUUAAAGUACUAACAAAAAAUUCAAAAUGUGAUUUAGCAAUUUAAUUGCACACCCAUAUGUGUUACAAAAUAUAAAAAUAUUCAUAAUUUAAUUAUAUUUACUGCUUUGUAUUUACAUCUAUAAAAUACUUCCUCAGUCUAUAUUUCCUUACAAAACCGCAAUGUACUUCAUAUCGACUAUAAAAACAUCU